Messenger RNA from Ipomoea nil (Japanese morning glory), 1954 nucleotides. RefSeq names its product UPF0481 protein At3g47200-like. Lineage: Eukaryota; Viridiplantae; Streptophyta; Magnoliopsida; Solanales; Convolvulaceae. The coding region runs from base 187 to 1524 and encodes 445 amino acids. The transcript is spliced from 2 exons. The record is from RefSeq and is a predicted model, not a curated record.
UUUUGUUGAAUUGAAGUUGUUCAUCUGAUCUGCUCCGUUGACUUUCGUCCUUUCCUCUGUUGGUGUAAACAAGUUUGUUCGAUCUGCCUGAAAAUUCAUAGACUUCUUCGCCUAAGGUGGUUUGGCUUCAAUUCACACAAUCGCUCACGCUGCACCAUUCUGGUAUCACAGAUCAGAUCAGAUCAGAUGAGAGGCAAGGAGAUUGGCACACAAGCAACUACUACUGCCAGUUACGAAAAAAAUGAUGAGAGAAUCCUUGAUGGGGUUGACAAGUACGGGGCUAGAUCACAAUCAGAAACUUGUAUGUGUAGAGUUCAUGAACAAUUACGUAAAGUAAACAAGAAAGCCUAUUUACCAGAGGUUGCGGCAAUCGGUCCUUAUCAUUCUCGUAAUAAGGGUAGCUUGAAAUGGAUGGAGAAACAAAAGUUUCGCUACCUGUAUUUGCUUCUUCAAAGCUCUCCAAUUACAUUAAAUGAAUAUGUAGCAGCCAUAUCCGAUCGAAUUCCAAUGCUGUUUGAAUCCUAUGAUGACCCAGCAAUGGACAAAGGACGCCUUGUGGAGAUGGUUGUUCUAGACGGGUGCUUUAUAGUACAACUAGUCCGCAAAUUCAGUAUGCCUGAAUUGAGAGAGGAGAAUGAUCCCAUCUUCAAGAUGUACUGGGUAUUGAGUAGUUUGCAGCGUGAUCUGAUGUUGUUUGAGAAUCAAAUCCCAUUCCAAGUUCUGUGCGAGCUGUUUGACUUGAUCGAGAUCCCAAACCAGUAUGACAUGCUUAUCUAUCUGGUGUUCAAAUUUUUCAGUAAUUUAUUCCCGGGGCAAGUGUACGGACAGAGGAUUAACGAAAUCUCAUCAUCAGCUCCAAGGAUAAAUCAUCUCCUGGAAUUGGUACACCAGAUGUGGUUGACACCCGUAGGAACGUUACCAUCACAAUCACCAUCACCACCUCCACCUCCACGCCCUAUUCGGCGGCGCAGAUUAUUUUAUUCUGCCACAGAUCUCCAGGAGAACGGAGUAAGGUUCAGAAGAAUGGAGAAAGCCGGCAGUCAACUCAACAUAAAAUUCAAAAACGGAGUGCUGUGGAUCCCGCCGCUAACCGUGGAGGAGCGAACGGAGUCGUUCCUGAGGAACCUGAUGGCGUUCGAGCAAUACUACCCUACAAACCACAACUUAGUUACGGCCUACGUUAAGUUCCUAGAUUUCCUCAUCGACUCUCCCGGAGACGUGGAAGUGCUUACCAAGUACGGGGUUAUCGAUAACUGGUUGGGCGACAGCCGACAGGUGCACCGCAUGUUUAAGAAGAUCAACAGUUUCAUUACCAUCCACAGCACGGCUUACCACCCCUUUGCCCACCUCUACGACCAACUCAAUGACCACUGUAGCAGAAGUGUGGGCGGCAAGAUCGCCAGAAUGAGACGAAGCCUUUUCCGCGGUUCGCUAGCGCUCGUCUGCCUCACCGCACUGUUAACGUUACUUCUCUCUGUCCUUGUUGUUACCACCACGCAAACUGUAUACACUGCCCGCAAAUGAGAACACCAGGCUUGCUGGCGGGUGAGAUUGUCUUUUCUCAUAAAUUUCAUGAUGCACUGCUAAAAUAAGAACACCAAGAACACCAACAGGCAGGCCUAGUGAGACAAGCUUUGGUCUUUUGUCACAAAUUUCAUUUCUCUCACCACUUCAUCCAACUACUCAUGCUCACAGGAUAAUUAAGUCUUCCUGCCUACUAACCCUUUGAGUCACAGUGAUUUAUAUCCUCCCACAUGCUCUGUCAGGUCGGAAUGUGGGAGGCCCUUAGAGUUGGGGAUUCAGCCUUUUGGGUAAGGGUAAUUAAGUCUUUACGUUCAUCUCAUCCACUAAAUUAGCAUCUGUAUGAUAUGUAAUAAAGUCUAGUUUCUAUGUUAUUUUGUUUUUUAUUACACAAUGUAAUAUAAUCACAAUGAAUAUAAUUAAUGUGUAUCAA